This is a messenger RNA of Macadamia integrifolia, 2151 nucleotides long. Its product is annotated as heat stress transcription factor A-3-like. The transcript is spliced from 2 exons. Gene Ontology annotation, molecular function: RNA polymerase II cis-regulatory region sequence-specific DNA binding; DNA-binding transcription factor activity. The coding region runs from base 550 to 2037 and encodes 495 amino acids. Gene Ontology annotation, cellular component: nucleus. Gene Ontology annotation, biological process: regulation of transcription by RNA polymerase II. Lineage: Eukaryota; Viridiplantae; Streptophyta; Magnoliopsida; Proteales; Proteaceae. The record is from RefSeq and is a predicted model, not a curated record.
CAUGGCCCCAGCCCAACGCUGCUGUCCCGGCGGGUGGGGACCGGGAAUGAGUCGAAAGAAUCAUAAGCCGUAGAAACCCCAACGCAGAUAGCCUGUUCGAGAGUCGGGGCACUUCGUGUGUCUUAUGGAGGGCCCCCCCGGUCUCUGCUCCGCGUCCGUGAGCAGAGAUUGUGGCGGCAACCAUCGAAGAAGACGCCGACAGACCAAGUGUACCUCACCGCCUUUCGACUUUCGACGCUGCUAGUAAAUAUAUCAAACAGUUUGUCGGCGGAGCUCCCCAACAUUCUGGACACCCCUAUAAAUUUCCAUUUCCGUAGAAUCAGUUCUUCAUUUUUGGGAUCAAUGCCACUCUGAUUCGAGAUUCCCAGUUCUAUCAAUGAGUCCCAGAGAGUGACAAUAUCUUCAUCCGACGAAAUCUUCUCCUCCUCCUCCUGCUCCCUCUUCUAUUCUGCCACUACCUCAAUCUAUGCAAAGCUCCGUUUGUUCUUCCCAGGCUUCUCCUUGGAGUUCGAAGAGCUUUCUUCUGCGAGAGCUUUGUCCUCUUUACUCAUGGAAGCUAAACAUAGCCCUUUUGGGGAGAGCAGGAUUUUAGCUGGCUUGUCUUCUUCGUCGACAGAGACUGAGGGGUGUUCUGCUACGAAACAGUCUGCUUCUAUGGAGAAGAGCACGACAAGGGAGUUUAUUGGGGUUCCUCAGCCCCUUGAACGCCUUCAAGGUAGUCCCGUUCCUCCCUUCCUCUCCAAGUGUUAUGAUUUAGUCGAAGAUCAGUCUCUGGAUCAGGUUAUAUCGUGGGGAUCGAGCGGUGAUAGUUUUGUGGUUUGGGACCCUCUGGAGUUUGCGAGGGUCGUCCUUCCCCGGAAUUUCAAGCACAACAAUUUCUCGAGUUUUGUCCGGCAGCUAAAUUCUUAUAAAUUCCGAAAGAUUGACACUGAUCAGUGGGAGUUUGCCAAUGAAAAAUUUGUACGGGGUAAGAGGCAUUUAUUGAAGAACAUCCAUAGGCGCAAGUCCCCUCAAUUGCAGCAGAUUGGCAGCUAUUCUGGGUCUUCUAUUAAAGCAGGAAAAUCUGGAUUGGAAAGUGAGUUAGAUAGGCUGAGGAAUGAGAAGAAUCUGAUGAUGCAGGAAAUUGUAAAAUUGCAGCAGGGACACUGUGGAGCAGCUCAGCAACUAGAGGCAGUGAAGCAGAGGCUCCAGACUGCAGAGAAGAGACAAAAGCAGAUGGUCUCAUUUUUGCCAAAACUGCUUGAGAAUCCAGUGUUCUUGGCUCGUCUUCAGCAAAAGGCAGAACACAAAAUGAGUGCUUCUCCAAGGGUUAGAAGGAAGCUCAUCAAGCUACAACAGCAGCAACCAGACCAGGUUCAACCAGAUUCAUCUAUGGGAGGGCAGGUAGUGAAGUACAGACCUGACUUGAGUAGCAUUCCUACUUCUUUGGGAACACAAGAGUUCAAACCAGUUCUGGAAAAGCAACUUCCUGAUUCUAUCUUAGAGGGUAUGGAGGGGAAACUUGGUUUUGGAGCAUCAGACAUGCAGGUUCAAAUUGGAAAUGUUGCUUCAAGUGAAAUGCGGCAAGAACUUGUUGGGUACUCGGAUCGGGUGGGUGUGGGGACAUUGUACUCGGGAACUAUGGGUUCUGAGGAUGCCGUCAUCAAAGUAAAGAAUGUGAUGAGCCCCCAACCAGAAGUUAUUCCCGAGUUCUAUUUAUCUUUGCCAGAGGAUUUGGCUAGAGAGAAGACAUUUCCAGACUAUAUGUUCCCUGGGGCUGAAAGCAUGUUAAAACCAGAGGAUAUGUGGAGCAUGGGUAUUGAUGCCAGCGGUGCUGCAUCUAGUUGUAGCCAAGAGGUCUGGGAUAAUCUUGUCAAUUAUGAUGUACAAGAGUUGGAAGUCCCUGGUGGAUUAUCAUAUACCGGGGACGUGAGUUCACAGCAAGACAUGGGGGUUUCAGGAAUUGACAAGUGGCUGGAUGACGAAUCUGCUUCGGAUGAUUAUGAAAAGCAAAAUGAACAGCUAAAAGAUGAUCCUUCUAGGAGUACAGGUCCUUAGGGUUUCAUUUACUUUGGCACUUGCUGCCCUCACAGAUGCGCAUUUCAUUUUUAACCCUCUAGUGGAGGGUCUAAUUUGGACAAUUUAUUAUAAUAUGUUGAGUAUAUUUUGUUC